UGCAUGAAUAAUUUCUCUAUUCAUAAGGAGUUAGUGAUCUCCAUCUUCACUUCCUCCGCCACAAACCACGUAACUCACCCCCCCUCUCUCUCUCUCUCUCUAGAAAUGAUCUUCCGAAUCCUCAGUUCCCUCCCCGAAUCCCUCUCCUCCCCGAUCUACCUCCUCAUGUUCUACGCCGUCGCUUGGACGGCCGUCCUCACGGCCACGGUCGCGGUGGCCUCCUUCACGCCGGAGUGGGCCUUCGUCUCCGCCAUCAGCCCGCUCUCUCCGCCGUGCCUCGGCGAUGGCCUCGUCAGGCUGCCGCUCGACAUCCCGCCGGAGGACUUCUGCCUCGCCUCGCGCCUCUUCAGGCGCUCCGAAAUCGACAUGCUCGUGCCGCCGCUCUUCGCCGCCGUCAUCGUCGCCGGAUCCGCCUUCGCCGUCAGAGCACUCGGAUUGUGGGAGGGCGACGACGAUGAGGUGGCGCCGCUGUGAGAAUACGGCUUUUCCAGCUGUCUUAAGUAAGCUGCAGCUGAAAUCCCAGAGUCUCUUUGCCAAAGCCUCAUCUCUGGCCAGGCUGCUUGACUUGAACUCGUUGCAGUCGACAUAGUAGUUCCCUGACACUCCCUUAAGGCCGG
This is a messenger RNA of Salvia splendens (bonfire salvia), 617 nucleotides long. RefSeq lists its product as uncharacterized. The transcript is spliced from 2 exons. The record is from RefSeq and is a predicted model, not a curated record. The coding region runs from base 4 to 474 and encodes 156 amino acids. NCBI's taxonomy places the organism in Eukaryota, Viridiplantae, Streptophyta, Magnoliopsida, Lamiales, Lamiaceae.